CAACGUCAUAUCAGACAUCAAACAUCAGACCUUCACCCAACUCUUCUGGUUUCAAUUGAACAAUAAGUAUCUAGGUAGUGGUGAAACCAGAGAUUCUGCCACAAUGGAUUCGAAUAAAUCUAAGAUUCUGUCUACCGAACCACUGGACGCCUCCGAAGCUCGUUGGACUGGUCUUAUUAAAACAACGUACAUCGAUCCCAAUGGCGUCAAACGAACCUGGGAACAUGCCCGUCGUCCCACCCGUCCGGCCGGCUCCAAGAUCGACGGGGUCGGGAUCGUAGCCAUCCUGCGCAACCGGCCAGGCCAAGGAUCAGACGAACCGACCAUUUUGUUGCAGAAACAAUUCCGGCCUCCGACAACGAGGAUCUGUAUCGAGCACCCUGCAGGUCUUAUUGAUCCGAACGAGACGCCCGAGGAGUGUGCGUUGAGAGAGCUGAAGGAGGAGACGGGAUAUGUCGGGGAGGUGAUUGGUGAUGGGGCGGGCUUUGUGAUGUUCAAUGACCCGGGAUUCUGCGAUACAAACCUUCAGAUGGUGCAUAUCCAAGUGGAUAUGUCUCUGCCUACAAACCAGAACCCUACGCCGCAGUUGGAGGAUAAUGAAUUCAUCGAAUGCUUCGAAGUACCGCUAAAGGACUUGUACACGGAAUGUCUGAGGCUGGAGAAGGAAGGGUAUGGAAUCGAUGCGCGAGUGGGAACGAUGGCGGAAGGGCUGGAAUUGGCAAGAAGAUGGGCGGUGUUCAAAUGAGAGACGUCUGCCCUGUGGGACAUAGAUCCAGGGGUAGGUAUGGAUGAUUUAGGUGCGAUAGUGAUGCUGCUCGGAAUGAUACAGUGUAUCCUUAUUCAUGCGCAGGUAUUAGCAGUGAGCGUGCCUAAACUAGUAGUUGGGGGGAGUGUACUCCAACAACACAAAGAACUUGAAUGAAAAUCAUGAGCAUAAGCAUUGUGUAAUGGUAUGCGCCAUGGUACGGUACGAAUACCAGACACAAAGCAACAUUGGACAAUUGUGAUC
Eremomyces bilateralis CBS 781.70 is the source of this 1009-nucleotide messenger RNA. RefSeq lists its product as uncharacterized. Lineage: Eukaryota; Fungi; Ascomycota; Dothideomycetes; Eremomycetales; Eremomycetaceae. The coding region runs from base 104 to 745 and encodes 213 amino acids. Gene Ontology annotation, cellular component: nucleus; cytosol. Gene Ontology annotation, molecular function: ADP-ribose diphosphatase activity. The transcript is spliced from 4 exons. Gene Ontology annotation, biological process: nucleoside phosphate metabolic process; ribose phosphate metabolic process. The record is from RefSeq and is a predicted model, not a curated record.